Molecule: messenger RNA, 2924 nt
Organism: Syngnathus acus (greater pipefish)
Lineage: Eukaryota; Metazoa; Chordata; Actinopteri; Syngnathiformes; Syngnathidae
Gene: sh3bp2
Product: SH3-domain binding protein 2
Exons: 14
Coding region: 497-2287 (596 amino acids)
Biological process (GO): signal transduction
Molecular function (GO): SH3 domain binding
Source: RefSeq, a predicted model, not a curated record
UGUUUAUUUUGAAACAAACGCACACACACGCACACAUUACAUAAAACCUCAACUGAAAUGAUUCUUGGCACGAAUAUUUCCUGUUUGGAGUGUUUGUUUGCUGAUGUCAGGGCACUAUCUCAGCUUAGGUGUGUGAGGGAGGUCAUGUAUGGAACAGGUUUUCCAGUAAGAGACAACCAUGAAGAGGCAAAAGAUAGACCUGAUCUGGAUCCAUUAAAAGGUCCAGCCAUAGAGCUUCUGCCGUAUACGGUGGCCGUCUCCAUUGUCAAUCUGCUAAGAGACAGCCAUGCAAUGUUGAGCAUUAAAACAAAACGUGACAGCAUAUAGAACAGGUCACGUCUUCUCAGUGCUGCAAAGGAAUGUGUGAGAUCAUUUCUUCUGGCAUUCAUCCAGCGAAAACAAGGAUGUGCCAACCAUACUGCAGCUAACAUUUCAUGUUCGUUUACAAGUCAUCACAUUUAGAAAAGUGAGUCAAUGGAUAUCGUCCGUCAGGGGAAUGCUGUUAAGGCUUUUUUCUCAUCAAAACAGAACCAUGUCAGCUCAGGAGGUGUGUUGGCCUGUGCCAAUGCGAGCCAUCGGAGCCCAGAACCUCCUCACUAUGCCUGGUGGAGUUUCUAUAGCAGGAUACCUCCACAAGAAGGGAGCCAAUCAGUUUGCUAGUCUCAUGAGAUGGCCAUUGAGGUACAUCAUCGUCCACAAGGGCUGUGUGUACUACUUUAAAAGUAGUACGUCUCCUGCACCACACGGAGCGUUCUCUCUAAACGGUUACAAUAGAGUGAUGAGAGCAGCAGAGGAAACGACAUCUAACAAUGUUUUUCCGUUUAAGAUGAUCCACAUCAGUAAAAAACACAGGACGUGGUUUUUCUCUGCAGCUAGUGAAGAUGAGAGGAGGACAUGGAUGCGAUCCUUACGACAUGAAAUUGACCAUUAUAAUGACAGGAAAGAGUCCCAGAUUCCCAGUGACUCGGAUUCAGAUGCAGACAGUUUCUACGGGACCAUUGAAAGGCCUUUGGAUAUUAAACACCCAAUCAAUAAUGCAGACACUGAUUAUGGUGAGGAUGAUGAUGAUGAAGAUGAGCAAGACUAUCUGAAGCCAGACAGUGACUGUGUUCCAACAAGUACAAGUCGACCCACUGGCCCUCCACCUUCUUACCCGCCUCCUCCUGUUCCAAUGAUACCUCCGCGACCUUUUGGAUCUUGUUUACAAACCCAUAAAGGGCCACCACCUCCAAUCCCAUCACACAACCGAGUCAAAACCAGUGCAAACAUUAGAAAAAACCCGCCCUCGAUUUCUCCUCCCAUCCUGAAGGACACAAACAAAGGUCCGCCUCCCGCUCCACCCUUCGCCGCCCAGAUGCACAAUCACGCCUCUCCUAUCCCCCCACCCCUUCCUCCACCCAAUUCACAGCGGCCUCUUAAAAACAGGAUGCAGUCUGUGGUUGGACCAGGGACUGACAGAAAACACCAGAGGCCUUCAUCCUCUGUUUCACUCCAAUCCCCCACCACCAUUCCCAUCUGUGAUCAGCUAGAAAGCAGGAUGACUGUCAGUGAUGGAGAUCACUGCCCUCGUGAUGCCGGAAAAAAACAGUCUGCUAUCAAAAACCACCGCAGCAAGCCAAGCCAAGCACUGACCAAAGCAGCAAAUUUUGAAGAGCCAAUGCCAAAACCUCGAACGGCAUUUCCCUCGGUGCCGACACCUUUCUGCUACCCACCAUUUCCCUGUCACGCAUCUCGAGCUACUCUUCUUCAAAGUGAACUGCACAAGUGUACAAAUGCACCAAAAGCUCCAACAGUCAAGCCUCCACUGCCUUUAACCAAGCCCAGACAAACAGGCACACCUCUCCAAAGAGCAUCCCCAGAAGGUCAAAGUUUCCGUUCAUCAAGAGAUAAGGACACUGAGAUGCCCAAGAAGGAACAAGAUUUGACUGAGAGCACUGAAGGAGAUGUUUCCGAUGAGGAUUAUGAUGACAUGCAUCUGCCACAAUCCGUUUUCAUUGACUCAACGGAUACCAGCUUUGUAGAGAAAUUAUUUAAAGAGAGCUCUGUCUUUCCGCAAGAUGGACUUUAUGCCAUUAGAAAAUCUGGAACCAAAACCUCCAAGGUGCUGGUGGUAUGGGAUGUCAGCAUAGGCAAAGCCAGAAAUUACCGGUUGUUUGAAGAGGGUGACCUGGUGUUUCUGGACUGUGAUGUGACCUUCCCGACUCUUUCAGCUCUGAUCGAACACUACUACAGCCAUCCUCUUCCUCAGCAGGGCUCGCUAUGCCUGCAGAAACCUUAUUCAAAAUAAGCACCACGUUAAUCAAGAGCAAGAACUCGCAAUGUUAAAAUGCUGACUACCAUGGAGACAGACUUGCUUUAAAUUCAAUCAGAGCUAAAUAUGUCAUUGUGUGAAUACUUGUUGAAUUGUGGAAAAUCUUGGCUCAAAAUAGCACUUUAAAAUGUGAUAUUGUAGGUAUUGUAAUAACUGACAAAUUGUCUCUUGUUGCUAUACAAAUAUUCUGUGGCCUCUCAAGGAGAAAAAACAAAACAAGAUGAAAAUGUGUCAUCACACAAAGGCAAGUCAACCUCAAAGAAUUACAAUCAUAUAUAGCAGGCAAAUGUAAAAUUGGGUCUUGUGUUUUCAAAUACAAUAUUUGACUGAACCUUCCUCUUGAGAAAUAAGAUUUCUCAGCCAAUACCAGAGUGUUUUUGCAGCAUUUUCUUUUAAAUUUAAGAACAGUCAAACCUCUACAUACAAAUUUUAUUCAUUCGGGGACCUACUUCAUAUGUUGAAUAGUCAUAUGUUGCACCAAAUAUUGCCAUAAUAAUACAUUGUAAUUUGUUUAAUUCAUUCCAAAACCAAAUAAACAACAAUAACUCCUUAACAAAUUCUGCAGAUACUUACACAUAGCAAUAAAACAAAUGCAUUAUAUCAGAGAGAUGUA